AUGGGAAAACGUUAUUAUUGUAGUCUCUGGUAUAAGCAGCAGAAUGAUCCUGUUGUCUUGAAAGCAGAUACAUCAGAGAUUUGGGUGCAGCAGUGGAAUAGUCAUCCAGCUCCUGACCUGUAUCACACAUACCUCUUCACUUGCCCCAUUCCAGAAGGAGUGCGAAAAGGUGGUGCCUAUCCAGAUUAUGUCUCACUUUCUGCACAACCCUGUAAUAAUGUAACGACCAUGGUACCCAUUCACAGAGAGGGCAUUUUGAAGAAUCAGUUAAAAAAGAAAGGCAAGUAUGCUGUAUGUGUAAAAGGGAUGGACUUCAGAAAAGAUAUAUCACAUAGACUAAUAGAAUGGCUAGAACUUCUUUUCAUAUUGGGUGCAGAAAAAGUUUUCUUUUAUAAAUACUCAGUCCAUCCAAAUAUAGAUAAAGUGUUGAAUUACUAUACGAAACAAGGGAAAGUGGUUGUCUUACAUUCUAACACUGCCAGGAGACCAGCCCAAUGAACCUCAAUUACGUUCUCUGUACUUGAAGAGAGAUGUGUGGCAGAAGAGGAGAAAUGAAAUUGUACCAUAUAAUGAUUGUUUAUAUAGAAACAUGUAUUUGUAUGAAUACAUAGUUCCUCUUGA
Molecule: messenger RNA, 621 nt
Organism: Penaeus monodon (black tiger shrimp)
Lineage: Eukaryota; Metazoa; Arthropoda; Malacostraca; Decapoda; Penaeidae
Exons: 1
Coding region: 1-498 (165 amino acids)
Source: RefSeq, a predicted model, not a curated record